Messenger RNA from Selaginella moellendorffii, 711 nucleotides. RefSeq lists its product as uncharacterized. The coding region runs from base 52 to 711 and encodes 219 amino acids. NCBI's taxonomy places the organism in Eukaryota, Viridiplantae, Streptophyta, Lycopodiopsida, Selaginellales, Selaginellaceae. The record is from RefSeq and is a predicted model, not a curated record. The transcript is spliced from 3 exons.
CUCCUAUCCAAGAAAAAUGUUUACAUCCACUCACUUUCCUGAGGAUAAAAAAUGCUCAAAUCUAGAGCUACUUUGCUGCUGGGUGGAGAAAGGAGAGGAGCUACAUCUCCAUCCCCUCAGUCAAAAGGCAAGGAUCAAGCACAUUGUCCAUUAAACAGAUCUGGUUGCAAAUUCAAUGAAUCGAUGGCAGCUGCAAUUCCGACUGGUGAAUGCCUAGAAGCCCUAGAAUUGAGAAACCCCAGAAAUGGGGCACUGCCCGAAAUUCGUUCUCAUUGCAGCUCUAGCUCAAGGGGGAAAAAAGAACUUCUGAGGUAUGCAUGCGAUGAUGGACGUGUCUGUUCCAGCUCCCAAGUGCAGAGGAAAGAAGAACACAACCCAGAAGAACUUCUAGAGAUUGUCCUCCAUAUCAGGAGCAAGCACCCCUACAUCCAGUGCAAUUUGCUGGUAAGCUGCAGUCGCUAUAGCAGACUCUAUCCCUGGUCACGCCAUUACACACAACAGAAGUGUAUGUGCACACUUGUGGACAGACUGCAAAAACAACAACCAAUAGCAGUGAUUGAGAGGAUGAAUCCAGAGAGAGAUUUACCUUGCUUGAGUGUUCUAAACGCUACCGCCUGCUCAGGCAACAUACCUGAAACCAUUCACAGAAAGCUGUCAAUGAAACGGCAAAAGAAAAGAUUCAUCAACAAUAUCUACCCUGAGAAACAGUGA